CUCCUCCUGCAGACAUGGGAGUCACCGGCUCCGGGUGCAAACUGAGCGGCUCUGCUGCACCUCGUGUCCGCCUCCUGGGCUCCACCAGCCGGGGAAGCCCCGCUGCUGCUGCCGCUGCCUGGAUCUGAGCCGCCUCGUUACCGGACCUGUCCUCUCUCGAAUUUGUUUGUGUCAUUCCGCUUCAUUCAUGGACUCCCGGAGCUGCGCGUGAAGAGUGUUUGCAAUCAGUCCACACAGCUGAAGAUGGAGACGGUGAUGGAGAGGGAGUGCAGCGCGCUGGGGGGGCUUUUCCAGACUGUCAUUGGAGACAUGAAGGGCAGUUACCCAGUCUGGGACGACUUCAUCAGCAAGGCCACCAAACUCCAGUCACAACUUAGGACGACGGUUGUUGCGGUCGCAGCCUUCCUGGACGCCUUUCAGAAGGUGGCUGAUCUGGCAACCAACAGCCGAGGAGGGACCAGGGAUAUCGGCUCAGCUCUCACCAGAAUGUGCAUGAGGCAUCGCAGCAUCGAGGCCAAGCUCCGACAGUUCUCCAUGGUGUUUCUGGACUGUCUGAUUAACCCUCUACAGGAGCAGAUGGAGGAGUGGAAGAGAGUGGCCAACACUCUGGACAAAGACCACGCCAAAGAGUAUAAGAAGGCUCGUCAGGAGAUCAAGAAGAGAUCAUCGGACACUCUGAAGCUGCAGAAAAAAGCAAAGAAAGCGGAUGUAUUUGGCCGUGGAGACCUCCAGCCUCAGCUGGACAGCGCCAUGCAGGACGUCAGUGACAAGUACCUGCUGCUGGAGGAGACCGAGAAGCAGGCUGUACGGAGGGCGCUGGUGGAGGAACGGAGUCGUUUCUGCUGCUUUGUCUCCAUGCUGCGGCCCGUCGUGGAUGAAGAGAUGUCCAUGCUGGGGGAGAUCACCCACCUCCAGACGCUCACAGAUGAUCUGAAGACCCUCACCAUGGACCCUCACAAGCUGCCUGCUUCCAGUGAGCAGGUCAUUGUAGACCUGAAGGGCUCAGAGUGCACCUGGACCUACCAAACUCCACCUUCGUCUCCAAGCACCACGGUGUCCAGGAAGUCCAGCAUGUGCAGCAGCCUGAACAGCGUGAACAGCAGUGACUCUCGCUCCAGCGGCUCACACUCCCACUCCCCCACCUCCCAUUUCCGUUUCCGCACCUCGUCCUCCUCUUCCUCCUCCGUGCUGCCCCAGCAGACCCCGGCCCGCCUCUCGUCGGUCUCCUCCCACGACUCUGGCUUCAUCUCGCAGGACGCCUUCCAGUCCAAGUCCCCCUCACCGAUGCCUCCAGAAAACCUGCAGUUGUGCGUCUCUGCUUUGUUCUCUCAGUCUGUCAAUGAGGAGGCCUCCCCUUCCUCCCCCUCGCACCCCGGGCCCAGCUCCGGGCAGCUACAGCUGACAAACGGCUUUGAGCAUCACGCUGCCCUCUGUCUGCAUGGAGUGCUGCUGCAGGCCCAGGACACCCACCUCCACCCUUCAUACUUCACCUACUCCUCUCCCUCCACCGCCACCUCUCCCAUGUCCUCGCCCUCCUGUCAGUCCGUUUCUCCCACGUGGCCUCGCUCAGGCUUCGGCCAAUCGGGAGAGUUCCCGCCUCUCAGCCCUCCAGGGACCGGAGCGAUCCCCUCAUCCAGAGUCCCGUCCUGGAAGGACUGGGCCAAACCGGGUCCGUACGACCAGCCAAUGGUCAACACUCUGAGGAGGAGCAAAGACAGAAGAGAGACUUCAGAUCCCAUCAGCCACCAGGGCACAGACGUCAUUACAGCAGGGGAGGAGCCACAGGGGGUCAAAGGGAGCCACUCUGUGAUGUCUCCAAAGGGUGACAAAGAAGCCCAUGAGGAGCUGGCCCGAGUGCUGGCUCGGGGUCUCCACCUGGACAUCCACGGCUGCAGCCGGGACUCUCUGCAGGGCUCCAGUGGCUACAGCAGCCAGACCAACACACCCUGCUGCUCCGAGGACACCAUCCCUUCACAAGUGUCGGACUGCGAUUACUACUCUGUUGGCGCGGACCACGAGGCUGAGCAGCACCGUCCCUCAGACUUCGACAAGUCGUCCACCAUCCCGAGGAACAGCGACAUCAGUCAGUCGUACCGCCGCAUGUUUCAGUCCAAACGCCCCGCUUCAACCGCCGGCCUCCCCUCCAACCCUUCAGCCAUCAUCACCCCGGGGGUCGCCACUAUUAGACGGACUCCGUCCUCCAAACCCAACUUGCGGCGACCCUCCGGGGGCCUCAACCUUGGCCCCAUUCCCAUUAAACCCCCCAUGAUCCCAGUCAAGACCCCCACUGUGCCUGAACACCCUGGCUUCCCUACCAGAGCACCUUCUGAAGCUAGUACACCACGGACCCCACUAAGUCCACCAAGCACCCCUUUGUCACCCGGCAGCAACGGACCACUCUCACCAAAGUCUGUUGCCUGGGAGACCUUGCAGCUGGACGAAGGCUCAGAUCCUCCCACCCCCCCACCACAGCCAGGCGGUCGGGUGUCUGAGUGGGAGCGUCGACGUCUCCCUGAACUCCUGGAGGAGGCAGAAUAUUGUGAGGUGGAGGACUUCCUGGUGGACAUCCGACGAGGAGUCAAGCUCAAGCAGGCGAUGACUAACGACCGAUCGGCCCCGGUUAUUCACUGAGAGCAGCCGGGUCGGGCCGACCGGGUCCAGUUUAGGUCUGAAUAUUCUGAGGGAGGGACACAAACGGACACAGCGAGGCCUGAAAGGAGUUGGAAGCUGCGAUGGUUAGUUUGAAAAAGGUGCCAAAACGGAUCAAAGAUGCUCCGAGACUAAUCUUGGAUCAAUUCUGAAGAGUCAACAACUAACUUAUUAUAAGACGCACACUUUAAAAUGUAGGAGGGUGGCACUGACCCAAGAUUAUAUCUUUGAGGCAACUUAUUUGUUAAAGAAAACAGAUGUUAGUGAUUAAAGUUAAAGGAGAAAGCCUAAACGGAGAGAAGGGAUGAUAAAGCGAUAAAUUCUCCGAAAUUGACACGGAAGUGUUUUCAAAAAGAUCAAAUGAUUGCGUUAAUGUACAUAUUUAGAUUGACGUGUUUGUCAUUUCUGUUUUUCACACUCGUUUUACAUCCCAAGUCUCUUAAUUUCCACUUAACGUGCCAAAAGCCUCCGUGCCAGAUGUUCAUGAAGCGAUACGCGGCUGUUUUCUUCCGUCGUUGCAGGAAGGCGUUCGAGACUGAAACACAGGAAGUGAGAGAGUAUUUGUUUAUGUAGGAUAGUAUACGCAGGAGUUUAACCCAGUGGUUGAAUUAAUAAUAGUAGGUAGUGCUGCAUGUUGUUAAAGUACCAUUUAAAUGAAACCCACAAGCAAAUAAAACCUUAUAAG
Molecule: messenger RNA, 3334 nt
Organism: Nematolebias whitei (Rio pearlfish)
Lineage: Eukaryota; Metazoa; Chordata; Actinopteri; Cyprinodontiformes; Rivulidae
Product: protein MTSS 1
Exons: 16
Coding region: 244-2631 (795 amino acids)
Biological process (GO): plasma membrane organization; positive regulation of actin filament bundle assembly; adherens junction maintenance
Cellular component (GO): actin cytoskeleton; cytoplasmic side of plasma membrane
Molecular function (GO): actin binding; phospholipid binding
Source: RefSeq, a predicted model, not a curated record